Triticum turgidum subsp. durum (durum wheat) is the source of this 1179-nucleotide messenger RNA. The record is from the annotation of a GenBank genome assembly. Lineage: Eukaryota; Viridiplantae; Streptophyta; Magnoliopsida; Poales; Poaceae.
AUGGGCUAUACGGGGUUCGUGCCGCCGCCGCCGCUCGCCCAUCAGUUCAGCCCUAUGCAUCGCGGCCCCGACCAGGCCCCGCUGCCCACUCCACAGCUUAGGCAACCUGCCCCGGGGAUCCAGAAUAUUGGGAUGAUUGGUUCCCUUAAUGCGUCUCAGAUGAGACCAGGAGCAAUAUCUGGUUCGCAACAGCCAAGGCCAGGUCUUCCAUCAUCAGCGACACCAUCUUCAUCUGGUAGCCAAAUGCCAGGUUCACAAAAAACCCCCAUGCAUUCUUUAUCAAGACCGAUGUCUAUGGGUUCCCCUGCGGCGUCUUUACAGCAAACUCCGGCAAAUAUGUCUUCACCGUUUAGGCCACAACAAAGGCCACAAGUUCCACAGCAAAGGCCACAAGUUCCACAACCAAGACCAUACCAUGCUGCACAAUCUGCACCUGUAGCUUCUCAACAGAAUGCACUUUCAGGACAGCAGCAGCAACCUCAGCAUCAUCAGCAGCAGCAGCAACAGCAACAGCAGCAGCAGCAGCAGCAGCAACAGCAAGUUUUACAGCAGCAGCAACAACAACAGCAGCAGCAACAGCAACAGCAGCAAAGUCAACCACAAAGUUCCUCACAGCAAAAUCAGCAAAAUACAACACUAAAAAACCAGCAGCAAGCUGCCCGGACUCCUGUCUCAUUGACUCAGAAGCCUGAUUCUCCAGCCACACUACAAGCUACUAAUAUGCAGCUUGUGGACAUGGCUUCCGCCGAUGCAGCUUCUGGUGAAUCCAGUAAUCGGCUACUCUCCAAGAGGAGUAUACAUGAUUUACUUGCACAGAUCGACCCUUCGGAAAGGCUGGAUCCUGAUGUUGAAGAUGUUCUUAUUGACAUUGCAGAAGAUUUUAUUGAAUCUGUUGGAACAUUUGCUUGUUCUUUAGCAAAGCAUAGAAAGUCGACUACUUUGGAAGCCAAAGAUGUACUCCUUCAUGCAGAGAGAAGCUGGAAUAUCACCUUGCCAGGUUUCACCGGGGAUGAAAUAAAACUAUACAAGAAGCCGCAUGUCAACGAUAUUCACAGGGAGAGGCUUACUCUGAUCAAGAAGUCAAUGGCGAGUGAAGGGAACAUAAAGACCUCUGCUGCCCAAUCUACAGCCAACCAGAAAAAUCAGGCUCCAAAGCCACCUGCCACAGGUUCUCUGUGA